AUGGAGAAGAGGGAAAGUAGCGGUCCUGUAGAACUACAGGGUCCUCCCUUGGUUGGAAAUCUCGAACAAAAUGGCAUUUAUAUCACAGAACAACUGAAUAAUGGAGCUGAGUUCAUGGAAAAAAAACCUACGGAUUACAAUGCAGUUGCAUAUUAUUAUACUGGGCUAAACAAGUAUAUCGUCUUUCUUCUCUACUGCAUUCCAAUAUCAGUUGCAUCAAGUAUUUAUUUUAAUUGGUCAUCCGUAUCACGUUUGUUGAUCAGGGCUGGUGUUUACGAAUGGCAUUGUUCAGAGGCUGAUAUAGCCGGGAAAACUGCGAGUCAAAUAAAAUGCGAAGCUCAGAGAUUGAAAAUAUCACAGCUGUUGGUAUUGACCAGAAGUUGUGAUAUGGUUGUUUCAGCGCUAACUGGAUUUUUAAUUGACAGAUUUAGUCAAAGAUAUGUGCUUUUAACUGGUAACGUCUUUUUGGCAAUGGGAUGGAUGUUGUUAGCAUUCAAUGGUAAAAGUAACCGUUUGGUCACGCUAGCAUUUUUCUGUAUUGGUUUAUGUGCAUCAUGCGUAUUCAUGUCUGCACUAAAUGUUAUUAACCUUUUUAAGGACAAUCGUGGGUUGGCAAUCUGCUUUAUUGUUAGUUUGGCAGAUGAUGUUUCUACUAAUAUUCCUCUCAUAUUGAAUGGAAUGUUUACCCUGCUCGGACCAAAUCACUUUAAAUAUGUUUGCAUAUUCUAUAUCUUUUUUGCAACUAUACCUACCACGAUUAUUGGAUUCACAGCCAUGCCCGUCAAGUCAUGGACGACAUGUAUCAAAGAAUACGAAACAUUAUCACAAGAUGCCAUGGAAGUCAAAUCUUCAGAAGAGGAAGGCAGCAAUCUCGUUGAAGCACUAGCUAACGAGGAGAUUAGUGGAUAUGUACAGCGCAAAAGCAGAUUUAAAAUGCUUUUAAGCGAUGGGUAUGAUCUAUUGAAACCAAUAAUACCCUAUGUAAUGAGCAAAUGCUUUUUUGUAACGUUCAUCUGCUUCAGUAUUACAAACUUUUCAAACUUGUUGAUGACAAACCUGUUUCUGAAAUAUUAUGAUAACAGUGAAAACAUUUUGUUUUUAUCCGAGAUACUCUUGUCUCUGCAGUUUGUGCCUGGGAUCAUGCUUGGAUAUCUAUUUGACAUCUUCCUUGUAUCAAGGGUGAAUUACACUCUCAAUGUUUUCUCAUUUGUCGCAUUAAUUCUCUUGUAUCUGCGAACUAAGGUCUCAGGUUACAUGUUCUGCCCUAUUCAAGCAAUGCUAAUAUGUGUUGACUUUUCGACGCUAAUGGUGUACAUUAAUCUAAUAUUCCCCGUGGAGCACAUGUCUACACUCACUGGAUUCACGCUAUUUUUGGAUGGAAUCGUCUCAUUAUUUACAUCACAAUUAGAUCGUGCACUGCUAAGAUCCAAAUCUUCAGCGCCAAUCUUUGUGGCAGCAUCAUUCGUCGCAACUCGUUUGCUUUUGUAUGUAUAUCUGCAUCAUUUGAUGAAGCCGAUGCAAGAACCCAUGAAACGCAGCGUAUCAGACGGAAGUGAUAUUGUGAUUGAGACACUAUAG
Molecule: messenger RNA, 1578 nt
Organism: Theileria equi strain WA
Lineage: Eukaryota; Apicomplexa; Aconoidasida; Piroplasmida; Theileriidae
Exons: 1
Coding region: 1-1578 (525 amino acids)
Biological process (GO): transmembrane transport
Molecular function (GO): transmembrane transporter activity
Source: RefSeq, a predicted model, not a curated record